Messenger RNA from Sinocyclocheilus rhinocerous, 3447 nucleotides. RefSeq names its product zinc finger protein 281b (gene znf281b). Lineage: Eukaryota; Metazoa; Chordata; Actinopteri; Cypriniformes; Cyprinidae. The coding region runs from base 163 to 2847 and encodes 894 amino acids. The record is from RefSeq and is a predicted model, not a curated record. The transcript is spliced from 8 exons. Gene Ontology annotation, molecular function: RNA polymerase II cis-regulatory region sequence-specific DNA binding; DNA-binding transcription factor activity, RNA polymerase II-specific. Gene Ontology annotation, biological process: regulation of transcription by RNA polymerase II.
GUCGACAAACAUGGAAGAGGCCAACAGCUGCAAGAGAACAAUGUUUUGGCUGUAAAGUAACUCAAAGAAUCGAGCGCCGGGAUUCAUUUGAAUGCUACGAGUCGGCCGUGGUCAUGUACAACAUAUUUCAUCAAUGAACUUUGGCCUGUUGAAGACCCAAGCAUGAGUAUUAUCCAAGACAAGCUAGGCAAUGAGUUUUUACGGAACGGUGGCAUGGACCCCAACUUUCCCCCCAGCAUGAUCAUGUUCAGCCAUUUACCUCCAGUGACCAGUUUCACGCGCCUGACUUCGCAAACCUCCAUGUCGGAUCUGCCCCAAGAGAUGAUUCUGAAGAAGGAGCGUGACUCUCCUGACCAUGGUGGUGGCUUUAUCCACAGUAUGGGUAUCAAACAGGAGAAGCUAAGUGAGUUGGAUUACCGCCUCCCGAUGUAUGCAACAGGAACUGGAACAGCAGGAGGAAAAAGCACUGAUAUGCUGGACAUGUCGCUCAGCAACCACCAGAAUAUGCUUUUGCAUGACCUAAGCCUUAGUAACCAGUUUUCUGGAAGACUGGGGAAAGACCCAAAAGAAUCUGGGCCUAGAAGAGGAAGGAGAGCAAAUGGAGAAGGACCAGAUGGCAAAGCCAGAAGGAAACAAGGAGAUUCUGCAAAGUCGCUCAUGCUGGAUGGUGAUGCUGGGCCUCUCUCUCCCAACUCUAAACCGCAUAUAUGCGAGCACUGCAAUGCAGCCUUCCGCAGUUCAUAUCAUCUGCGUAGACAUGUCCUCAUUCACACAGGUGAGAGGCCUUUCAGGUGCAGUCAGUGUAAUAUGAGCUUCAUACAGAAGUAUCUGCUGCAACGGCAUGAGAAAAUCCACAGCGGGGAGAAACCAUUCAGCUGUGACCAGUGCAACAUGCGCUUUAUUCAGAAGUACCACAUGGAGAGACACAAAAGGACACACAGUGGAGAAAAGCCAUAUAAAUGUGACACCUGUCUACAGUAUUUCUCACGGACGGAUCGAUUACUGAAGCACAAGAGAACCUGUGGAGAAGCCAUAAAGAAAGGUCUGGACCCAGGUUUGCUGGACCUUGGAGAUGAUGACAUGUGUCAAGGCAGCUACAUACUCACUCAGGGAAACACUAGCGCCCCACCACGCAAGAGGGGCAAGUCCAAAAGUAGCAAUAAUGGAGGAGAGCGACGAAGGAAGAAAGGAGCAGCUGCGGGAGGCGGAGUGCAGAUGGCACUCGGCCCACAAGACUAUGCCUUAGACAUCCCCAGUGGAAUGGGGGCAUUAUCUUCAGGGGCUCUGGAUGAGACAAGCAUGGACAACCAGCAUGGACACACACCCAAGCUUGUCUUUAAGAAAGGUGGCCACAAGGGAAAUGACAAGGGUGCAGUUUCUAUGGAGGAGCCCAACCACGAGCAGAAGCUGCUGAUGCACAAACCAGGCUCUAUGGACAUGUCUGGUGCCGGAAAUCUGGAUGGUCUCGGCCUCCUCCAAACCUCCAGUGGACCCAAACAAGGAGGUACCAGCAGCAAUUAUGACGAUGCCAUGCAGUUUUUGAAAAAGAGACGGUACCUGCAUGCUGCUAACAGCGCAGCUGACUUCAGCUCUGUCCACCUUCCACAGCCAACAGUAAUCCAGGGUGGCAUAGGAGAACCUACACUUGCCUUGCUUGACACCUCGCCUUUGGUAAGCGUUGACAAGCAUGACAAAUCAGGGAUCCCAGAUGAGGUGCUGCAGAGCCUGCUGGACCACUACAGCCACAAAUCUGAUGGCUCUCACCAUGAUGUGACAUUCGAUUUGCAAGAUUCGCACCACGUGGAAUUGCAGGCUGCCUCCGCCACCUCUGAUUUGGGUCAGGAUGAGAGAUCUCCCGGCUCUGGAGACAAGAAUGGGGUGAUGAACGAGUACUCUAAAUUCUUGCUCCAGACCCUGGAGAGAACCAGCCAUAGCAGCAACUUUAUUUUGGGCCCAUCUGGACCCUUCCCAAGCCUCUUGUCGUCUAGCAGCAGCCCUGCUAGUACACUCUUCCCAGACAAAAACAUCUACACCACCUCGCCACUGGAGUGUGGAUUUGGACAGCCUGUUUCUUCUCUUGCAUCUUCCUCCUCAACAUCCCUAAGCAAGUCCCAUUUUGGAAUGCUGGUUGGUUCUCCGUCAACUUCCCAUGCCUUACCAUCUUCUCAACAGGCCUUUCAUCUCAGCAGUCUGGGGCCAGCCCCUCACCAGCAGCUUACCCCAUCUCAAGAGCUCACCGACCAGCUGGAGAAGCAGCACUCGCCGCCAUACCCUCUCAAUGGUGGCCAGAAAGACCAGCAGUCCAAGAACAGUGGCUCUUCUGCCAACAGCAGCAACAACGGGAACGGCACAGGUGGCGGCUCGGCUAACGGCUCUGUCUACCCUGACCUCACUGCCCUGGAACCAUCUAAGCAAGUGGACAUGCGUUCCACCUACCAGAUAGAGAACUUCGCCCAAGCCUUCGGGUCUCAAUUCAAGUCUGGUCGCCAAACCCCACUUGGUUAUGGUGGAGACCCGCGAGUGGGUGUCGCAGAGGUUGACCACAGGAUACAGCGGACUCCCGUGUCUGAAUUCUCAGGGUAUACUAGUCUGUUAGCAGAUGUCAACGAGCCAGCUAGCUCAGGAUCCAAAACCCCCACAAGCCAAAGUUACAGAAAUUCCUUGAAGAAAAAGACAAAGCCAAUCGGGAAUCUGCAUGUUCAGUGGUAUGACACUGGAAACUCUUUCCACUGCAUCCAUUGCGUUUGUAAAGUUUAUGGUACUUCCAAAAUCAGUCUGAAAACACUUUCAUCCCUAAGGGCCUUGUUUAAAACACAAAAACAUACUGGUAGUCAAGUAGGCAGAUAGAAACAUUCAAGCGUAUGUAGAUAUUUAUUUGUAGCUACAUGGAACUACAUAACUAUUGUCUCAGGGUGAGCAGUAAUUCUUAUCCCCUUCUUUAAACUUUACUUUUUGUCAGCUGACAUCACUUUGAUCUCUCAAGGAAUCAAAUAAGCACUUUUAUAAACCACCGAAAGCAAGAGUUCAGAUUCAGGACACAUAAAACUAUUAUUUUUGAUGAAGAAAGCUGUGAUUUUUACAAGUGCUGGAGGGAACCGCAAAUCUGCCAUAACAAAAGGCAAUUUUUGAAUAUUCAUUGGGGGUAUAGGUGAUAUUUUCUUUUUAUUAAAAACACUGUUAUUGGACAUGAAUGCCACUUUUUUUAUAUAUAUAGUUGUGGGCUUCUCUGAAGCAUUUUUGCUCUGAAGGUGUUCAGGUAUCAUGACUAUUUGACUUGGGCUGAACAGCAACAAUUGGAGUUCUACCUCUUAUUGUGUAGUUUUGAAUUUCAUGCCUGACAAAAUUGCAAGCUUCCCAUUUAAAUUAUUGCAGGGAGAAGAACCUAGUGAAUCGGAAGGACCUAAACCUGUGGUGUUUUUGUUAUGGAAUGAGCUGUGAAUUAGGGAA